This is a messenger RNA of Phalaenopsis equestris, 2727 nucleotides long. Its product is annotated as casein kinase 1-like protein HD16. Gene Ontology annotation, molecular function: ATP binding; protein serine/threonine kinase activity. The record is from RefSeq and is a predicted model, not a curated record. The coding region runs from base 371 to 2398 and encodes 675 amino acids. Gene Ontology annotation, biological process: peptidyl-serine phosphorylation; endocytosis; signal transduction. Lineage: Eukaryota; Viridiplantae; Streptophyta; Magnoliopsida; Asparagales; Orchidaceae. Gene Ontology annotation, cellular component: nucleus; cytoplasm. The transcript is spliced from 16 exons.
GGAUCUGCGACCAUCGUUCCACGUUUUGUUGGGUAUUAUGUAUACUUACAGGACUACCCCGCAAUCUGAACAUAAAUACAUCCGUAUACAUCUGUUCUCAGACUUCCCUUCUAUGUUUACUCUACCAGUCCAACCCACCGCUUCAUCCCUUCCCAUUCCCAAAUCGUGGCUCCUGAACCCUUGCCCCAUUUCUAUGUCAAAACUAGACUUUCGCUAUUACGGCCGCGUCACGUAGAUUUCCGCUCUCGGAUCAGUGGUUACGGUCGCUUCUGCAUCCGAUUCAGUCAUUCGCUGAUAUUGCCCUAUUGUGUGAGGAAUUGAACAAUCGGAGAGGCUAGGGUUUGAAGGGAUGGGGGGUAAUACGUAAGCGAUGCCGCUUGAAGCGCGGAGGGACCAGAGUCGGCGGAAUCAGGUUGUAGUGCCAGGAAGGCCGAUAACAAGGGUGACAAGGAGGAUUGGGCUGAGUAACUGCAAUCCUUGUCUUGAGAAGGUGCUGAUUGAGGCUAAAGAAGAGAUCGGUCUUCUUGAAGGUGUGGGAGAGGUCGGGGAGAUCGAGGAAGAGGUAAGAGAGAGGAAAAUGAAUGAGUUUGACAGCGGUGCGAGGAGCGCUGAUAAGGUCCCUGGAGCGGAAGAAGAGGGGACCACGGCGCCACUGCCCGAGAAGGUCCAAGUGGGAAACUCACCGGUAUAUAAAAUUGAAAGGAAGCUUGGGAAGGGGGGAUUUGGGCAAGUAUAUGUUGGGCGCCGUGUAUCUGGCACCAUUUCAAAUGAUAGAACUAGUGGUUCUAAUGCUGUUGAGGUGGCUCUCAAAUUUGAGCAUAGAAACAGCAAAGGAUGCAACUUUGGACCCCCAUAUGAAUGGCAAGUUUACAAUGUUCUUGGCGGUAAUCAUGGUGUUCCCCGUGUACAUUAUAAGGGGCGUCAGGGAGACUACUAUGUUAUGGUUAUGGAUAUGCUUGGACCAAGUUUAUGGGAUGUCUGGAAUAACAGUUCUCACACGAUGUCCAUUGAAAUGGUUGCUUGUAUUGCCAUUGAAGCAAUCUCUAUUCUAGAGAAGAUGCACUCGAAAGGGUAUGUACACGGGGAUGUGAAGCCUGAGAAUUUUUUGCUUGGCCCUCCUGGCACAUUGGAAGAGAAGAAACUCUUCCUUGUUGAUCUUGGUUUAGCCACAAAGUGGAAAGAUGGCACUACAUGUCAGCAUGUUGAGUAUGACCAGAGGCCUGAUGUUUUUAGGGGAACUGUACGCUAUGCUAGUGUGCAUGCUCACUUGGGAAGAACUGGAAGUAGGAGGGAUGAUUUAGAAUCCCUUGCUUAUACACUUAUAUUUCUUCUUCGUGGCCGUUUACCUUGGCAGGGAUAUCAGGGAGAUAACAAAGGUUUCCUUGUUUGCAAGAAAAAAAUGGCUACUUCUCCGGAAGCUCUCUGUUGCUUUUGUCCCCAGCCGUUUAAACAAUUUGUUGAAUAUGUAGUCAACCUGAAGUUUGAUGAAGAGCCAAAUUAUGCCAAGUGCAUUUCACUUUUUGAUGGCAUAAUAGGUCCAAAUCCUGAUUAUAGGCCAAUAAAUACAGAUGGUGCUCAAAAGCUCAUUUAUCAAGUUGGCCAAAAGAGAGGUCGGCUGAUGAUGGAAGAAGUGGAAGAUGAACAACCAAGAAAGAAGGUCCGAAUGGGGAUGCCUGCAACUCAAUGGGUUAGUAUCUAUAAUGCCAGACGUCCAAUGAAACAGAGGUAUCAUUAUAAUGUUGCUGAUGCUAGGCUUGCGCAACAUAUCGAGAAAGGAAAUGAGGAUGGUUUAUUUAUUAGUUCUGUAGCUGCUUGCACCACUCUAUGGGCACUAAUCAUGGAUGCUGGAACUGGUUUCACUGCUCAAGUUUAUGAGCUAUCACCGCACUUUCUACACAAAGAAUGGAUAAUGGAGCAGUGGGAGAAAAACUAUUAUAUCAGUGCAUUAGCUGGAGCAAACAAUGGCAGCUCUUUGGUAGUGAUGUCCAAAGGUACACAAUAUGCACAACAAUCUUACAAAGUCAGUGAUUCAUUUCCUUUCAAGUGGAUAAACAAAAAGUGGAAGGAGGGCUUUUAUGUUACUUCCAUGGCUACUGCUGGAACUAAAUGGGCUGUAGUGAUGUCCCGGAAUGCAGGUUUCUUAGAUCAGGUUGUUGAGCUUGAUUUUCUCUACCCGAGUGAAGGAAUUCAUCGUCGAUGGGAUAAUGGUUACCGUAUAACAGCCAUUGCCUCAACGUGGGAACAAGCUGCAUUUGUCCUAAGUGUACCAAGAAGAAAACCUACUGAUGAAACACAAGAGACAUUGAGGACAUCUGCUUUUCCCAGUCAACAUGUAAAGGAAAAGUGGGCAAAAAACUUGUACAUUGCAGCUAUUUGUUAUGGAAGAACAGUUUCCUGAAACCUUUCCGUGAUUGAUUUGGAGUUGUGCUUGCCCAUUUGGUGACGGACUUUUUAAAUAUGUUUGCCUUGCAGAUUAUGCGGAAUGAUUUUUGUUUGUGAAUUUUUAUGGGCAAGCUUCUUUGCUUGUUACUUCCCACAUCUUCUUCAAUUAACUGAUGAUGUGUUAUUGAUGCCUAAUCACGGACUUGCCCUUGCACAAUUUCCUAGCUUUACUGUGCAUAAUGGGCAUUUUGUAAGAAUCGAGCUUCUUAUGCGCAAUUUCCUAAUCGUGGACUUGCCAAUGCACAAUUUCCUAGUUUUACUGUGCAUAAGGGGCAUUUUGUAAAA